CGUCGAAAGAGAAGAAUUUUGUUUAACCAGCUUCAAAUUCAUCAGUUGGAAAAAAUUUUUAGGAGACAGAAGUAUCUUUCUGCUGCUGAAAGAGAUCAACUGUCUUCCAUGAUUGGAUUGAGUCCUACGCAGGUGAAAAUCUGGUUCCAAAACCAUCGGUACAAGACAAAGAAG
Molecule: messenger RNA, 174 nt
Organism: Helobdella robusta
Lineage: Eukaryota; Metazoa; Annelida; Clitellata; Rhynchobdellida; Glossiphoniidae
Exons: 2
Biological process (GO): cell differentiation; regulation of transcription by RNA polymerase II
Cellular component (GO): nucleus
Molecular function (GO): RNA polymerase II cis-regulatory region sequence-specific DNA binding; DNA-binding transcription factor activity, RNA polymerase II-specific
Source: RefSeq, a predicted model, not a curated record